Penicillium soppii is the source of this 1497-nucleotide messenger RNA. RefSeq lists its product as uncharacterized. The transcript has a single exon. The coding region runs from base 1 to 1497 and encodes 498 amino acids. The record is from RefSeq and is a predicted model, not a curated record. Lineage: Eukaryota; Fungi; Ascomycota; Eurotiomycetes; Eurotiales; Aspergillaceae.
AUGCCUACCCCUGAGCCAGAAUCUUCAGCCUCUCAGCCUUCAUCUACCGCCACUUCAUGUACAUCUACCUCAACGGUGACUAACACAUGGGCUUCAUGCACAUCAGUCACAAGUGGAACAUCAUCAGGUAUCCCGGUACUUACAGAGAGCUGCACUACCAGCACAUCUGUGGAGAGCGGCUGCAGUCUCACUUCAACAGACACUACGACGACUGCUACUCCAGAAUGCACUACCAAAACUGUGACCAACAGCUGGGUAUCAUGUACUCCUGUCACCACGAGCACGCGCUCUGGAACUCCAUUGUACAGCAAUAGCUGCACUACAAGUACAUCGGUAGCAACAGGCUGCAGUGCUACCCCAUCAUCUUCGUCUACGUUGGCAACGACGACGCCAGCUGCCUGUACCAUUGCUGUGAAAGCUAGCCCAUUCGCUACGCUCACGGAUCCCAUACCUGAUGCCCCAGACACAACGUCAUCUACUCCGGAUAGCACUUCGGCAACGAGUAGUCGGCCCGUAUCAGGUAGUUCUGUGCUCCCCAGUUCAUCAACUGUCUCUCCAAGUGCUUCGUCAUCCAGCCCCAUUCAAACCAGCACUCGCAACCCAACCUCGACCCCUCCUACCGUAAGCGGUACUUCAACGGCCAUCUCAUCACCAAGCUCAAGCUCAAGCUCAAACUCAAGCCUGGAGACUACCUUAUUGAGCACAAUAAGCUCGUCUACUACCACCAGCCCAACAACCGAGACUUCAAUAACCAGCAAUUCAGCUUCGCCAACAGCCACAAAGUCCUGCACUGGCGGCAGCGGCCAGACAUACCCUGUCUCUCUUCUCAACACUGAAGGCUCCCAAUCCGGAAACCUAGACAAAUUCUGCAUCAAGGCCGCCGCGCAAACCAAUUGGCCAUUCAAUCAGACCUUCGACGGCGAGUACGCCGGUGACACCAAAGCCGUCAUGGAAGUCUCAACCCAGCAAGGCUGCAGCGUUCCAGAUAACGGAGAGAUCUCGGCCGACUAUUGCAAACAGUACAUGAACAUUCUCGCCAACGACUGCGACACAGACAGUGGCAACAAACACGGCGGUACAGUCUCAACGGAUGAAUGCUACAUUUUCAGUUUGAGUGUUACUUCUGAGUCUAAGCUGAGCUGUAAGGGCGGCGAUGGGUGGGAUUGGCCUGUUGAUCUUUUGAAUGGAUAUAGUAGUAACAGCGGUGUUAUCGAUAAUUUCUGCUCGAACGUUGAGUUGAAUACCAGGGAUGGAUUCCAUGAGGAUUAUACGGGUAUGAGGGAGAGUGAUAAUGAGUGCACCAUUACACUCAAUUUGAACAACUGUGAUGGUGACAUGAAACUGUCGCAUGAUGAAUGUGUUCAUUAUGUUGGGCAGAUUGCUAAUGGCUGUGAUACUGACAGCGGGAAUAAGCACGGCGGUAUUUUCGAUGUUGGAAAUUGUUUGUCAUUUAACAUGACGAUGUAUGAUCCUUCUGUUAUUUUUGGAAGUGGUUAG